ACGUUACGUCCUUUGGUUGACCCUGUAAUCUUAAUUCCACGCGUACAUUUGCAAAUCCUUUAUCUAACUGAACUGUCAUAUGACAAUUUGGGAUCAGAGUCACCCACCUACCUUAGUUGGAUAAUCAUUUUAUGAUCUGACGAUGAAGCUGUUGAUUUUUCUCGCGUGCUGUGUGCUUGCCUAUGCCCAGGCACCUGGGCGAUGCACUGCCCCAAUCGCUUGGGAAGGCAGAAUAAUUGAGUAUGACAGAUCCAAAGACUUCGCUGUCCGUGCAAAGUUUUCAUACGAUGCUCUCAACAAAAGGACACGUCGUGUUGACGAAAUUUAUUUUGAUGGCAAGCGAGAAUUCUACGAUGUUCUGCAACUCUUUGAUAUGGGCAAGGAAUUCGCUGUAAAUCUGGUGUCGCGCAAAUGUGAAGUUCGACCACUGACAAUCAGUUUCAGGGAGUUCCAGAUCCCACAGAACGCUACCUUCUACACAGAGGCCUACAUCGGGGGAACUUUAUUGGGCAGCGGCGUCCUCAUCUCCGCCUGGGGUGGUAAAACCGACCGAGGAGAUUUCUAUAGUGCAGACUACACAGUUGCUGACUGUAUCCCAGUUAGAGAUGAGUUCUACAGCAACCGUACACGAGGAAUACACACUAACGUCUAUGACGUGACACUUGGUAUAUCUGAUCCUAAUAUUUUCGUACCACCAAAGGAAUGUAUGUAAACACUACCUCAGAAGACAUCCGUCGGGCAGUUACUAAAUCACAUAUACUGUUUGCUUAUUAUGUUUUCCAGAAGGAACAAAUAAAACGUAAAAUUUAUAUUACACUACGUUGAUUUUAUGUUUAGUAGCAAUCUACCCGUAUACGUAAGUGGGUCAGCAAGGGUCAGAGCCGGGGCUCAGAGUAGCCCCCACAUGGCAGCAGUCCAAAUAA
Owenia fusiformis is the source of this 923-nucleotide messenger RNA. The record is from the annotation of a GenBank genome assembly. NCBI's taxonomy places the organism in Eukaryota, Metazoa, Annelida, Polychaeta, Sabellida, Oweniidae.